This is a messenger RNA of Megalobrama amblycephala (Wuchang bream), 1368 nucleotides long. Its product is annotated as gastrula zinc finger protein XlCGF8.2DB-like. Gene Ontology annotation, biological process: negative regulation of transcription by RNA polymerase II; regulation of cytokine production; regulation of immune system process. Bases 223 to 1368 code for a protein of 381 amino acids. The record is from RefSeq and is a predicted model, not a curated record. The transcript has 3 exons. NCBI's taxonomy places the organism in Eukaryota, Metazoa, Chordata, Actinopteri, Cypriniformes, Xenocyprididae.
CAGUGAACACGAACGAGAACAACAAACACUAACAAACUAACUAAUCAUGUUUUCAUCCAAGAGUAAUCAUUUAAAUAUAGUCUAUAACUCAUUAAAUACCAAAUGUAGAUCAUAAAUGCCUGAAAUAUUAAGUUUAUUAAUUUGCAUAGUUAAUUUAGAGUGUUUUUUGUCCAACAGGUCAUUAAAGAGUUUUAACUCUGUUUAAUUAUUCUCUUCUUAAAGAUGGAGUUUAUUAAAGAGGAGACUGAAGAUAAGAAGAUUGAGUUUAUUAAAGAGGAAAGUGAAGAUAUGAAGAUGGAAUUUAUUAAAGAGGAAAGUGAAGAUAUUGAGUUUAUUAAAGAGACUGAAGAAAUAAAGAUUGAAGAAACAUUCAGAGUGAAACAUGAAGAAACUGAGGAACAAACAGAGCUGAUGGAAGAGAGCGAGGAGAGUGAAGAACUGAGUGAAGUGGAGGAGGAACAUCAUGACAAACCUGGAGAAAAACCUUUGAGUCGCUUAAAGACUAAAAAUACUUUUUUAAAGAAAAGAGCCAAGAAAUCUUUCACCUGCACUCAGUGUGGAAAGAGUUUCUCAACCAAACAAUAUCUUGAGCUUCACAUGAGAGUUCAUACAGGAGAGAAGCCGUUCACAUGUGAUCAGUGUGGGAAGAGAUUCACACAAAAAGGACAUCUUAAGGAUCACAUGAAAGUUCAUACAGGAGAGAAGCCACACACAUGUGAUCAAUGUGGGAAGAGCUUCACACGAAAAGGACAUCUUAAAGAACACAUGAAAGUUCACACUGGAGAGAAGCCACACACAUGUGAUCAAUGUGGGAAGAGCUUCACACGAAAAGGACAUCUUAAAGAACACAUGAGAGUUCAUACAGGAGAGAAGCCACACACAUGUGAUCAAUGUGGGAAGAGCUACAGUCAAUCAUCAAGCCUUAAAACACACAUGACGAUCCACACCGGAGAGAGACCGUUCACAUGUCAUCAAUGUGACAAAACAUUUUGUGGGGAAUCCACCUUCAAGAAACAUCUUCAAACUCAUACAAAGGAGAAGCCACAUUCAUGUUCUGUGUGUGGAAAGAGAUUUUCACUGCUGUCAUAUUUAAAUGAACAUCAGAAAACACACACUGGUGUGAGAGAGUACAUGUGCUUUGAGUGUAAGAAGACUUUUACUACAGCAAACCGUUUAAAAAAGCACCAGAGAAUUCACACUGGAGAAAAACCUUACAAGUGUUCACAGUGUGACAAGAGAUUCAGUUGUUCAUCAUCUCUGAAAACACAUGAGAAGAUCCACACUGGAGAAAAACCUUACAAGUGUUCACACUGUGACAACAGAUUCAUUGCUGCCCAGGUUCUGUUCCAAUUCAAAGUUCACAUCUAG